AUGCGUACUUAUAAAGACCCCGUGUGCCCCCCUACCGUGCGCUCCCAAAUCUCUAGAUACCCAGUACUCGGUACCCAACACCCAACACCCAACACCACCUAUUCCUGUGCCUUUAUGAAGAAAACGCUCAAAAAAUGGGUCAUCGCCAAGUUGGACAAGCUCCAGGGCAAAGAUCCAACCAUACCUCGUCUUCCCGACCAGCGAAAAUACGCAUUGACAACAGAGUAUCUUCUUGCUUCAGAGUCUCCAUUCUUCAAGAAACUGCCGUACGAGAUCCGACAAGGGAUUCUGAUGUUUGCUUUUGGCAACCGUCUAAUACAUAUAGACCUAUCUCUCGCCCAUCCCACGCGCAAUGCCAUCAAUGCCAACCCCACAUUCUUCAUCACCAACGACCACUGUGGACGGGCACGAGUCGUGUGGCCCCUGUCGCCCAUUGACACCGGUAAACCCAAGUGCUGGCAGUGGAGGGGCUGCCUAUGUCAUCGCAUUCCACCGGACUCGAGGGGUGACUUCCAUGACAGGGCGAGAAAUAUUCCACAGCCGGGAGACGACCGGUGCUGCAUGGGGUUUGGGGCCUCUUGUGACCAGUGGCCGGGCCAACUACCAAAUAAGUGCUGGAUUGGCAUCAUGGGAUGGCUGUUGACUUGCCGUCAAUCGUACGUCGAGGGCAUUCAGGUGCUAUAUGCAACAAACACCAUUCACAUUGCCAGUAAGGCUCUUCUUACGCACAUUCCGAGCGUCAUUUUGCCUCAACGGUUAAUGGCCAUUUCAUCAUUGGAGAUUUCAUGGAAUAUCGGCGCCCACGAACAUGAGGGCAUUAUCUUCCUAAACCAAGACGAUCUGGAAUCAAUCCUUACGAUACUGUUCUCCCACUUCCCGGCGCUCAGGUCUUUACACCUGGCACUAAAGAUGCAGGUAAAUAUUCAACUCCCCGUCCAUCUUGGCGCCACACUCAGGGUCCUCGACUCGUUUGUCCGCAAUACAAACCUGAAGUUCACCGUCUCCGUAACGAGCUCCGUCUUCAGGCAACUAUACAGGACUGUACGGGGAGGAAUUACUGGAGGAAACCUUCUCUUUUCGGAUUACCAGCUUUGGCGACAUCUUGAUGUUUGA
Molecule: messenger RNA, 1113 nt
Organism: Fusarium vanettenii 77-13-4
Lineage: Eukaryota; Fungi; Ascomycota; Sordariomycetes; Hypocreales; Nectriaceae
Exons: 3
Coding region: 1-1113 (370 amino acids)
Source: RefSeq, a predicted model, not a curated record